This is a messenger RNA of Arvicola amphibius (Eurasian water vole), 642 nucleotides long. RefSeq names its product 60S ribosomal protein L7a. The record is from RefSeq and is a predicted model, not a curated record. Gene Ontology annotation, biological process: ribosome biogenesis. The transcript has 3 exons. Gene Ontology annotation, cellular component: ribonucleoprotein complex. NCBI's taxonomy places the organism in Eukaryota, Metazoa, Chordata, Mammalia, Rodentia, Cricetidae. Bases 1 to 642 code for a protein of 213 amino acids.
AUGGUUGUCUCCAAGCCUGCUGCUUUGCAAAGAAGAAAGGAGAUUGUGUCAGAGACAAAGACAUUUUAUAAGCGGCUCAAAGUUCCUCCUGCCAUUAACCAGUUCACCCAGGCCCUGGACCGGCAAACAGCUACCCAGUUGCUUAAACUUGCCCACAAGUACAGGCCAGAGACCAAGCAGGAGAAGAAGCAAAGGCUGCUGGCCCGUGCUGAGAAGAAAGCUGCUGGCAAAGGGGAUGUGCCAACUAAGAGACCACCUGUCCUUCGAGCGGGCGUCAAUACAGUCACCACUUUGGUAGAGAACAAGAAGGCUCAGCUGGUGGUGAUUGCCCACGACGUAGACCCCAUUGAGCUGGUGGUCUUCCUGCCCGCCCUGUGUCAGAAGAUGGGGGUCCCCUACUGCAUCAUCAAGGGAAAAGCCAGGCUGGGGCGGUUGGUCCACAGGAAGACGUGCACCACUGUUGCCUUCACACAAGUUAACUUGGAAGACAAGGGUGCUCUGGCCAAGCUGGUGGAAGCUAUUAGGACCAACUACAACGACAGAUAUGAUGAGAUCUGCCGCCACUGGGGAGGCAACUUCCUGGGUCCUAAAUCUGUGGCUCGAAUUGCCAAGCUGGAAAAGGGUUUGAGCAUUCUGAAUUAG